UUCCAUUCUGUUGUAUCAAGAUCGACUGAUGCAUCCGUUUCGUGUCCCGGUGGCCGCCGCCGUGCUCUGCGCAGCCACAAUGCUAAGUGCUGCUCUUGCCACCCACGCCCUAAGCACCACCUCGCCCCCGACGUUGCCUUCAUCGUCCACCUCCUGCGACCCGGCGAUGUGUGGGGGCCUGCGCAUCGAGUACCCGUUCUGGCUCGGCGGCACGCACCCGCCAGAGUGCGGCUACCGCGCCUUCCAGGUCACGUGCGACCGCAACGGCACAGCCUCCCUCAGGAACUCCUUCUGGACGAACCAGAUCCUGGAGAUCAAUUACGGAGACAACAACGGCACCUUCCGGAUCACCAACGCCCAGCUCGCCGACGGCACCUGCGACAUCGAGCUCCGCGUGAACGCCUCCUCCGACCUCAGCCUCGCGCCCUUCACCAUCAGCGCUGCCAACCAGGCGAUCUUCUUCCUCUACAACUGCACAGACCUGCAGGCACAGCCGCCGCCGCUUGCUUGGGCGCCCAUUAACUGCACGAAUGCCAACACGUCCACAUUCAACUCGUUCGCGUUGCUCGCCGGCGGGUACAAGCCCGACGACAAAUGGGAGCCGGUGCCGGGGAGCUGUACUGUGUCGAUGAUGCCCGUGCUGGGGUACCCUGGGGCGACCGGGGCGGACUACCGGCGGCUGAUGAAGAGCGGGUUUCUUCUCGAGUACACGGCUGACGAUUGCAGGGCGUGCGAGGAGAGUGGAGGGCUUUGCCGGAUUAACACCACCUACGAUAUCUUCGGGUGCCUCUGCUCUGACGGCCUGUCUGACCUCAUCAUCUGUGGUAGUUCAGGUAGCAAGAGGACUAGCAAGAUUAUUCUAAUAGGUAUGCUCACACUUUUGCCAUUUUCUCAUGUGUAAUGAAUUAAAUAUUAGUAGUUCACUAGCUGUGAUUUCUAUGUUGAAAUACUACCUUAAAAAUCUAUCAUCUAUGUAAUCAUUGGAAAUUGAUUCUGGAAUUAAAACUUGAAAACAAGCAACUCUCACUUGAGAAAUUUAAACUAUUGAUGGUCUUAGAAAUCUGCUUCAAUCUCAGCUGUGACAUCAGCCGCUGGAGCCUUGCUCUUUACAUGUAUUUAUGUCCUGGUAUGGCGCAAAAAAGGGAAAAGACUAAGGUUUCUCCUUUGCAAGAAGACUAGC
Molecule: messenger RNA, 1180 nt
Organism: Triticum aestivum (bread wheat)
Lineage: Eukaryota; Viridiplantae; Streptophyta; Magnoliopsida; Poales; Poaceae
Product: LEAF RUST 10 DISEASE-RESISTANCE proteinUS RECEPTOR-LIKE PROTEIN KINASE-like 1.2
Exons: 2
Coding region: 29-901 (290 amino acids)
Molecular function (GO): polysaccharide binding
Source: RefSeq, a predicted model, not a curated record